GCAGGGCCAGCAUCCCUGCCGGGGCCGCGCGCUCUGCCAGGCCUCCCGGACUGCUGUGGACUCCAGCAAGAGCCUCGGGGAUUUGAAGUGCCCCGGACGCGCGGGCAGGGCCUGGCGUGACGGGGCGGCCCGGAGGGGCGAGCCCUGGGGAGCGGCGGGCGCCGGGAGGCGGUCACGUCUCGCGGGCGGCGGGGGACCCCCGGUUAUUUCUGGACGCGCUCUGGUGCGCGGCGCUUCUAGUGGCACCACGGCCCCAGCGCCCCCGGGGCCCAGUACUGGGACCAGAAUGCCAGCCCUGCACAUCGAGGAUUUGCCGGAGAAGGAGAAGCUGAAGAUGGAAGUGGAGCAGCUACGCAAAGAAGUGAAGUUGCAGAGACAGCAGGUGUCUAAGUGUUCUGAAGAAAUAAAGAACUAUAUUGAAGAACGUUCCGGAGAAGACCCGCUGGUAAAGGGAAUUCCAGAAGACAAGAAUCCUUUCAAAGAAAAAGGCAGCUGCGUUAUCUCCUGAGUAACUCUGGGGAGACCGCCUCUUCUGUGGAAG
Messenger RNA from Ochotona princeps (American pika), 541 nucleotides. It is a transcript of the gene GNG11, whose product is annotated as G protein subunit gamma 11. Bases 287 to 508 code for a protein of 73 amino acids. Gene Ontology annotation, molecular function: G-protein beta-subunit binding. Gene Ontology annotation, biological process: G protein-coupled receptor signaling pathway. Lineage: Eukaryota; Metazoa; Chordata; Mammalia; Lagomorpha; Ochotonidae. The transcript is spliced from 2 exons. The record is from RefSeq and is a predicted model, not a curated record. Gene Ontology annotation, cellular component: heterotrimeric G-protein complex.